Molecule: messenger RNA, 1723 nt
Organism: Sebastes umbrosus (honeycomb rockfish)
Lineage: Eukaryota; Metazoa; Chordata; Actinopteri; Perciformes; Sebastidae
Gene: aagab
Product: alpha and gamma adaptin binding protein
Exons: 10
Coding region: 113-1096 (327 amino acids)
Source: RefSeq, a predicted model, not a curated record
GUGACCGUCGCAGCGUCACAGUCAGAGUUGAAAGGUCACACGUCAUCACGUCAUCAACGUCACGUCAAGCUAGCAGCUGGAGGAAGCUAGUCUCCCUAAAUAUUAUUAAAAAAUGUCAACUUCAGAAGAAGACACGGAGAUGCCUGCUCCAUGUGUGCUCGUCACCAGCUGUGACGGUGGUUUUAGCGAAGAGGAGCUGAUAAAACAGAUCCUCAGCUCCAAGACUUUGCCCGAGCCGAUCAAGCGAGAAGAAACCGUAGCCUGGUAUCCAUGGACUAUCAACAACAAAUAUUACACAGCAGAUGUCAGGCUAUGUGUUGUACCAAGCACUUUUCAAAUGUCAUCUGAGAUUGCCCAGUCCACACAGGCUUUCAUCGCUUAUUUUGACAGCACAGUGAAGGAUGGGCUGGAAAAGCUACUUCCUUGGAUAUCAGUGGUGGAAGAUCUUGCUCCAGAGGUGCUGAUUCUAGUGUGUGACAGAGUCUGUGAAAAAGGGGUCACCAGACAUGAAGCACAGCAGUGGUGUUUGGCUCAUGCCUUUGAGCUGGUGGAGCUCAACCCACUGGAGUUGCCAGAUGAGGAUGAUGACUUUCCAGAAUCCACAGGAGUAAAGAGAAUUUGCCAGGCUCUCAAUGCCAACGUGUGGACCAGUGUGGAGAUGAAGGAUGGGCACAAUCAGGGCUUUGGUCUGAUGAGUAGUUUGGUUGCUGCCAGACACAACAACCCACACAGCUGCCAAGAUCCACAGUCUUCCAGCUUGCCAGUAGAGGGCUCACUUGUUAGUGAGGAAACUAACCAUACAGAAAGUAGUGCAAACACAGAAGAGACACAGGGAGACACAGUAGUUGAUGCAAUGACCGAUUUGGACAUUCAGGAACUCGCUAAUCUCACGGCUGGAGAUCCAGAUGUGGAUAACUUUGAACGUCUCUUUACCAAAUUAAAAGAGAUGAAAGAUUUUCAACCUGCAGACAAAGCUUCUUCAUUACCCCAUGAGCAGAGGAAGGUUCAUGCAGAGAAGGUAGCAAAAGCGUUUUGGAUGGCCAUCGGCGGCGAUGACGACGAGAUAGACGGGUUAUCAUCAGGGGAGGAAAGCUAAAAGCAGCUACCUGUGACUCAGUUUCUUUUCUCCUGGUCCUCCCACAAGAUCCAGCGCCCUUGGAUUUGCUUCUUGCACCUGGAAAGUGGAGAUGCUUACAGACGGUUCUGUAGGCAUAGUCAUGUUUAGAAACUUUUGAUUCUUAAAAUGAAACAAUUGCAAUACUGGUGUAUAGUAAGAAGCAGUUGAAUAUCUUGAUUAGGGAAAGAAGUGGUCCCCCCCUCGCUAUGCUAUAAGCCCUGAAGGAACCUCAACACAUGUUGGUGUUGCAGGUGGAAAAAACAAAAUACAAUUUUGUGUCAUUUAUGUGUAUAUGUCCCUUAGGUACAGUUGUCACAUAUAUUUGCAAGUGAAACAACGUGCCUUAUCCUUAGAAGAGUUGUAAGACAUUUAAUGCACAUUCUGUUGAAUCAACAUAAAGACUUGUGAUUUUAAUUUUUUUUGCUCCUUUGUGUGAGUGUGGCGUACUUAUUGUGAACACGGGACUGCACUACAUGGGUUCAUACAGCUUAUCUCGUACUUGUAAAGAAAAAUACACAGAACAGAAAAAUAGAAACACCUGUAUGCUGCAAUGGAGUACCUCUCUGCAAUAAAUAAAAUUCAGUCAUGGUGCUGUAUUGGACAUUA